Molecule: messenger RNA, 1144 nt
Organism: Megalobrama amblycephala (Wuchang bream)
Lineage: Eukaryota; Metazoa; Chordata; Actinopteri; Cypriniformes; Xenocyprididae
Gene: gpx3
Product: glutathione peroxidase 3
Exons: 5
Biological process (GO): response to oxidative stress
Molecular function (GO): glutathione peroxidase activity
Source: RefSeq, a predicted model, not a curated record
CUUUUCAUCUCCAGCACAGCCACGCUUCAUUCAGACGGCACGCUGACACCCUGCAGGGGCCAAACGUCACCCUCAUGGGGAACCAGAAGAAUCCCUGGAUCUCUGCUCUGGUCCUGGUGGGUCUUUUACAGAAAGUCAGUGGACUAUCCAAUACCCAGGUGUGUAGCCCAGGUGUAGGUGACACUAUACACAACUAUGGUGCGAAAACCAUAAAUGGGACCCAGUACAUCCCAUUCUCCCAUUAUUCUGGGAAGCAUGUCCUCAUUGUCAAUGUGGCCACCUACUGAGGACUCACCUUCCAAUAUGUAGAAUUGAAUGCACUACAUGAGGAGUUCCGAGAUGUUGGAUUCACUAUUCUCGGGUUUCCUUGCAACCAAUUUGGGAAACAAGAGCCUGGAGAAAAUAAUGAAAUUCUUCCUGCAUUAAAGUAUGUUCGUCCAGGCAAUGGAUUUGUUCCAAACUUCCCGUUAUUUGAGAAGGUGGAUGUGAAUGGAGACAACGAACAGGCCCUUUUCACAUUUUUAAAGAAUGCUUGCCCACCUGUGGGAGACAGUUUCGGUAACGCCAACAGAUUGUUUUGGGAACCUCUCAAGGUCAACGACAUCAAGUGGAACUUUGAGAAGUUUCUAGUGGGGCCAGACGGAAGACCAGUAAUGAGGUGGUUUCCAAGGGUGAACGUAUCUGAAGUUAGGGCAGACAUCUUGAAAUACUUCCGCCAGUUUGUUAAUCAGCAAAAGGCUGAUUAACUUUGAAACAGUGGAUUCAAUUGUACAUUCAUCUCUCUCUCUCUUUCCAGCAUAUACUGCGUUUAACUAGUUAACAGCAAGAUUACAUGUGGCAAAGUUUAAAAAUGUAAACCUUUGUGAAUUGGAUUAUUGUUACAAGAAUUUGAACGGAUUCUCAGACUGCUCCUUCCAGAGGCUGUCAUGGGAUCUGUUUGGAGACUGGCAUGUUGAUGACGGGACGGCUUGAAAACAGACACUCUGUGGUGCCCGACCUGAGAACGAGGGCCAGCGGGCAGCUCUUUAGUGCAUUCAGGCUGCUCUGCUGUUCCUUUUCAAUCAUGUCUCAUCUCCUAAACAAUCCUUUGAACUUGCUGCCAUCUCUGUGGAUGUUCAGUAAAUAAAGACUAUAAUGCAAGAAA